Messenger RNA from Ruditapes philippinarum (Manila clam), 540 nucleotides. RefSeq lists its product as uncharacterized. Bases 108 to 479 code for a protein of 123 amino acids. The transcript has 3 exons. NCBI's taxonomy places the organism in Eukaryota, Metazoa, Mollusca, Bivalvia, Venerida, Veneridae. The record is from RefSeq and is a predicted model, not a curated record.
UGAACGUAUGACUUCAUAAUACAUGCAUCUUAUCAGAAAGGAAUAAGGAAAACUUGACGUCAACAACUUAUAAUAUCAAAUACAGAAGAACACAGUUUAUUUUCAAAAUGCAGUUUCAGUUAUUAUUGUUGAUAUUACCCAUACUUGGAGCGUCGGGAGCAUCGUUUACGUGUUAUAAAUGUUCAUAUGAGAAGCUGUACAAUGUAAACGAGUUCUGGAAUCAGAAAGCAUGUAUGGAUGAUCCUGCAUCGUUAGGGGCAAGUGCCCAUGUAGUCUGUAACUCUACAAGUUAUUGUACAUAUCAAGAAAUGUACGACACAAAUAGAAAGGUAGUCACGAGUUACUUCCGAAGUUGCGGUACCUCUCAAGGUAACAAAUGUAUUCAAGACUGGGAUCACGUGACCUGCUCAGGUUCAUGCAGGGGUAACUUUUGCAACAGAAAUGAAACAGGAACUCACUACCAAAUACAUUUCGGAUAAAGAUAAACAGAAAAAAAUUCAUAUGUAAAAGAAAAAUCUAAAAUAAAAGUGAAAGAAGCAA